UCGAAUCGAAUACCACGAGAACAUGUACCAGCAACACCGAAUUCGUCUCUCAAUGGUUUUCUUUGCAUAUGCCGCCUUCUGCUUAUUUUGGAUACCCAUGACUUUGGCAAGAAAUGUGGACAACACUAAGAAUGAGAUUCACGAUGGCCUAUCGGGUAACUUUGGAAAAACCAACAACCAAUUAAACACUCCUGGUUCACCCGGAUACUAUGCAGCAAAAAGAAGUCUUCACUCCUUGCUAUUCGGUCCCAGAGAAUACCAGCCCAAGGCUCAUGGCAAAACUUCUGCCAACAUGGAUUUGGUGGACUUCCUGCUGGAAUAUGAGGACGACGAUAGGAACAAGCGUUUCGAUGAUUAUGGGCACAUGCGAUUCGGCAAACGUGGCGGAGAGGAACAGUUCGAUGACUACGGACACAUGCGCUUUGGCAGAAGCAUUUAAAUUCAUUCCCUUCUGAAUUCGACUAUCGGACAUCCUCGUAACUGCUGCCUGCAAAUGUGUUUUUAAAUUGGGGUCUUAAUGAAUCACGUCAGUCACACUGGAAAUUAUUUUAAAUGCUUUUAUUUUGAGUAAAAUUGUAAAUAAAAUUAUAUAUAUCAAUGUA
This is a messenger RNA of Stomoxys calcitrans (stable fly), 602 nucleotides long. RefSeq names its product callisulfakinin (gene Dsk). The coding region runs from base 23 to 439 and encodes 138 amino acids. The transcript has a single exon. NCBI's taxonomy places the organism in Eukaryota, Metazoa, Arthropoda, Insecta, Diptera, Muscidae. The record is from RefSeq and is a predicted model, not a curated record.